UGAGCUUAAACAACCACAAAACGAACUAAAGGAAUUUAAUGAUAAAAAUACGCAGUCUGCCAAAAAAUUAUGGAAUAAUAAGCUAGUAAAUUUAAUAUUAUUAGAUAACUAUGAUAAAUGUGAUGAUAGCACUGUUGCGGAAUUAAUAAUCGAGCUUAAACUAUUUAUGCAUGAUAAUGUGUUAAGAAACUUUGGCCUCACGUAUGACGGAAUUAAUUAUUAUUUUGUGCGUGAAUACACUGACAUGGAUUUACGAGAUUACGUGUAUCUCAAUCAACUGAGUUCUAAAGGUACUCUUCUAAGCUGGUACGAUAAGUUAAUACUAACACGUCAAAUAAUCGAAGGUUUACGAUAUCUUCAUGAUCAAGACGUUGUACCCUUAGAGCUGGGAAAACGCAUCUGUCCUCAGAAACCACCGAUGAUUCAUUUGCCGAAUGUUGAACAAGAAAGAGUGAAAAAUAAAACCAACCCGUGGGAGAAAGAUAAAAUUACAUUUUUAAUUUCUGAAGAACUGUUAAAUGUUUCAGAAAUUGCAGUUGCCAAU
Messenger RNA from Dentiscutata erythropus, 544 nucleotides. The record is from the annotation of a GenBank genome assembly. NCBI's taxonomy places the organism in Eukaryota, Fungi, Glomeromycota, Glomeromycetes, Diversisporales, Gigasporaceae.